CUAUAAAUUGCUCCGGCGCGCGUUUGUCAGCCUCCUCUUCUCCUGGCAGGUGGUACCCAGGCAGAAUUCUGCGUUCAGCCUCUCUUGUUCGGCUCUCGGCGGCGAGGCUUUCGCUGCUGCUAGCUAGCUCCUAUCUCAGUCUCUGAACCUCUCUGAGCCGCUGAUCCUGCGAACCUCCGCCGCUCAGCGCAUCUUGGGGGGGCGCCUGACCCGAGCUCCCUCAGCUCACUAGGGGCUUUGGGGGUGAGCUUCUAUUAGAGUUGUUGUGGCUGCAAAAGAGGAAGAAAAGGAAAGAAAGAAAAAAAGACAAGGGACAGACGAACCCAGCCAGCAAAGAAAAGAAGCAAGAAGCAGGGAGAAAAAAGCAACUUCAGACGGAAAGUUGGUGUGAACUGGCGCAGUCUGCAAAAAAGGAAAAGUCGAUCGCGGGCAGCAGCGGCAUAAAAGUGUGAGCCGCCCGGGGAGAGCGCAGGAGGCAGCGGCUGGCUCUGCCCUCCGGGUGGCCGCGCCGGCACCCGCCGCAGCUACAGGUGCUAAGGGGUUGGCAGGAGGCGAGAGGGGCGCCCUGAGCACCCCUCCCCCAGCCCUCACCCCCCGCUCGGGACUUCAGCACAAGUCACUUGGCGCCCCAGCUCCCUCCCUAGCCGCAACCUCAGCGGGGGGAGUAGGAGCCGGUAAAGAGAGGCCGGCGCCCGCCCGCCCAGGGGAGUUGGGGUUCGAAGGGGGAUUGUUUUCGGCUCUGAGGAGGUCCCCGCCCAACCUUCAAAAUUUUGUCCAAAAGCAGACAAGAGGAUCGGCCCGCGCUAAGCCGGCUCGUGGGCAGCAGGAGGCGCCUGAUCGCUGCCGGGGCGCUGGGGGUGGUGAUGGUGCUUCUGCUGGUCAUCCUCAUCCCGGUGCUGGUGAGCUCGGCCGGCACGUCGGCGCACUACGAGAUGCUGGGCACCUGCCGCAUGGUCUGCGACCCCUACGGGGGCACCAAGGCUCCCAGCACUGCUGCCACUCCGGACCGUGGCCUCAUGCAGUCCCUGCCCACCUUCAUCCAGGGUCCCAAAGGCGAGGCCGGCAGGCCAGGGAAAGCAGGUCCGCGUGGGCCCCCCGGAGAGCCUGGACCACCGGGCCCCGUGGGGCCCCCGGGUGAGAAGGGCGAACCCGGCCGGCAAGGCCUGCCGGGCCCGCCUGGGGCGCCUGGCCUGAAUGCAGCGGGGGCUAUCAGCGCGGCCACCUACAGCACGGUGCCCAAGAUCGCCUUCUACGCUGGCCUCAAACGGCAGCACGAAGGCUACGAGGUGCUCAAGUUCGACGACGUGGUAACCAACCUCGGAAACCACUACGAUCCCACAACGGGCAAGUUCACCUGCUCCAUCCCGGGGAUCUACUUCUUCACCUACCACGUCCUGAUGCGCGGAGGGGACGGCACCAGCAUGUGGGCUGAUCUCUGCAAAAACAACCAGGUGCGUGCUAGUGCAAUUGCCCAAGAUGCUGAUCAGAAUUACGACUAUGCAAGUAACAGUGUGGUCCUUCACCUGGAGCCUGGAGAUGAAGUCUAUAUCAAGUUAGAUGGUGGGAAAGCCCAUGGAGGAAAUAACAACAAAUACAGCACAUUCUCCGGAUUUAUUAUUUAUGCUGACUGAUGAUAAUGCAGAAACUGAGCUUGCUAUUCUGAGUUUGAACGCUGGAUUCGUAUGGCUAACGUCAGUGAAUCAAGGAUCCCAGGGGAAGCCCAUUGUAGGGCACCUCAGUUGUGUAAAUGUGGGGAGAUCAAAUGCUACCUGACUCACAUCUGUAUCACUCAGACACAUUAUGUAAAAAAAACAAACAAGUAUUUAACGUAAGAUAAGCAGAUGUGUGAUCCACUACCGCCAAAGCAAAUACUCCUUAUUGUUAGUGUCCAUGUGAAUGAAGUACUAUAUAGACCACAAGUUUUUAUAGAAAAAUCUAAGACACCGAAUUAUUUCUUCGAUAUCUAUGAUACUUUGGUGUACUGUGACCUUGCUGCUUUUAUCUAUGUGUCAGCUUUGGUUCUUGUGAGUUUAUCUGCUUAUUAAGACACUUGGAGUCUAUUUGUAGUGUGGGGAGGAGUCAUUUUACCCUGCAGGAGAAGGUCUGAUUGAAGUAACGCUGCUUGUCCCCAAAGAUAUUGUCUGCCUUGUACUCUUGUUAACCUUAUAGCUAGACCUGGGAAUGAUUCAACUUCAAGCCUUAACCUGGAAUUUUCUGGAUUUGUGGGAAUUCCCAAGCCUGUGAUCAUUUUCACAUUUUUUCCCCUUUUCAUGUGAAAUUUCUUUUCUCUCUUUUCUGAUGAUAGUCUUUUAAAUGGUAGAGAUUGAAAUUGUAUCAUAGGAUUGCCCUAUAAGUGUGAAAAUGUGUAAUUAUGUAUGGUAUUUAGAACCUCU
Molecule: messenger RNA, 2393 nt
Organism: Acomys russatus (golden spiny mouse)
Lineage: Eukaryota; Metazoa; Chordata; Mammalia; Rodentia; Muridae
Gene: C1ql3
Product: complement C1q like 3
Exons: 2
Coding region: 864-1631 (255 amino acids)
Molecular function (GO): protein binding
Source: RefSeq, a predicted model, not a curated record